This is a messenger RNA of Cyprinus carpio (common carp), 2245 nucleotides long. Its product is annotated as guanylate-binding protein 1-like. The record is from RefSeq and is a predicted model, not a curated record. Lineage: Eukaryota; Metazoa; Chordata; Actinopteri; Cypriniformes; Cyprinidae. Gene Ontology annotation, molecular function: GTP binding; GTPase activity.
UAUAGAACGAUGGGCGGAUACAGGGCGACAAACUCAUCGGUGGAGUAACGUUAUAUAAGACCUGCUUUUCUGUUCAAUGCGCGCAGAGAAGUAAAGCGGAGAGGGAGAGAGGCUCGUGAACAUCUUUACUCUAAACACAUUUUUAAGUUUAGGGUUACCAAACCGGAAGAGCUAGAGAGAGCCAGCAUGUCUAAAGCUGGACUAAUGUCUUCACCCAUAUGUUUGGUGGAGAAUGUGAAUGGAUCACUCAGCGUCUAUAAGCAGGCCAUUGAGUUCCUGAGUAGGAUCAAUGAGCCGGUGGUGGUGGUGUCUGUGGUGGGACUCUACCGUACGGGGAAGUCUUACCUCAUGAACCGCCUGGCUGGACAACAGUCAGGCUUUGCUCUCGGCAAUACUAUUGAGUCGAAGACCAAAGGCAUCUGGAUGUGGUGUGUCCCUCACCCUAAAAUAGAAGGACACACUCUAGUGCUGCUGGACACAGAGGGACUUGGUGACGUGGCCAAAGGAGACUCUAAGAAUGACAGCUGGAUCUUCUGUCUGGCUGUUCUGCUCAGCAGCACACUGGUGUACAACAGCCGUGGCACUAUUGAUAACUCUGCAGUGGAAAAGCUGCACUACGUUGUUGAACUCACUGAGCAGAUCAAGAUCAGAUCGACAGAAGCAGCAGUUGAUGAGGAGGAAGAAGAGGAUUGUAAGUUUGUGCAGUUUUUCCCAUCAUUCACCUGGGUCGUGAGAGAUUUCACCUUGGAAUUAGAAAUUGAUGGGAAGAGUGUGACCGAGGACGAGUACCUUGAAUUUGCCCUUCAGCUCAAGAAAGGUGUGGGCAAGAAAGCCAGUGACUACAACCUGCCUCGUCAGUGCAUCCGAAACUAUUUCCCAUCCCCCAGGAAGUGUUUUGUGUUCCCUUCUCCAGCCUCGCCUCAAAACAUGACACGCUUAGAAAGCUUGCAUGAACGGGACCUUGUACCUGAUUUUCUACAGGUCACAGGGCAUUUUUGUGACCACAUCUUUCACAAUAGUGUCGUGAAAACAGUGAAAGGAGGACACAGAGUUACUGGCAAAUUGCUCGGACAUCUGGUUGAGAUUUAUGUAAACACAAUCAAAAGUGGUAAAGUGCCCUGUCUUGAAAAUGCAGUUGUUGCGCUUGCGAAUCUAGAGAACCAGACAGCUGUUCAAGAAGCUUUAAAAGCAUAUCAGAUUGGGAUGGAAAAGGUGAAGAACAAGUUCCCAGUAGGUGUGGAUGAUAUUUCCUUAGAGCACCAGAAGUUCAGCAGUCUGGCCACCGCUGAGUUUAUGAAACGCUCCUUUAAAGACGAAAAAGGAAAAUAUGUGAACAAACUGAGGGAAGACAUAGAUAUGUACUAUAUAGGCCUGCUGCAAGAGAAUGAGAUGGCAUCAGAAAGAAAGUGCAGAGAUCUGCUGAAGAAUCUGUUCUCUGACAUGAAUAAACGGCUGCAGGAUGGAGAGUACAGUAAGUCUGGAGGAUAUGAACUCUACUGCAGAGACAGAGACGCCGUUGUUGAGCAGUACCGCAGAGAACCCAAAAAAGGUGUAUCGUCUGAGGCAGUGCUGAAUGAGUUUCUGAAUGAGCGAGGACCAGAAGCAAAUAGCAUCCUCUACAUGGACACAAAACUCACUGAAAAUGACAGAAAGAUUGAAGAACAAAAGGAAAAGAAUGCUCUACUGGAACAGAAGUUUAAAGAGGAAGAGGAGAAACGCAUUGAGAGUGAGCGAAUGAUGCAGGCAGAGAAAGAGAGGCAGCAGGACCAAAUGAGGCAGAUGCAGGAGAAGUUCAACAAGGAGCUGGAGCAGCAGCAGCAGGAGAUGGACAGAGCCAUUGAGAGCAAGCUGAUGGAGCGGGAGGAGAUGAUAAAGAAGAACAUGAAGGAGAAAGCUGAUCUCCUGAACGAAGAGAUAACAAAUCUAAAAAAAGAAAAGGAAAAUUCUGGUGGUUUUAUGAAGGAAUAUGUGAUGCCUUUUGUAGGAGCUUUGAAAGAAAUCCUUCCAUCUGUCCUUAAGUAUAGAGUGCUGAUGAAAGGACUCAAAAAGUAAAGUAAAAUGACCUUUUCCAUGCAAAUCACUGUUGCAUCACAGAUAGAUAUAUUCAUAUCGCUUACAAGACACAAAGUAUUUUUUUUUUUAUUUAGACUGUGUUUUGUUUGUUAACGAGUAGUGUUCUAAUUCACAUACUUAAUGUACUGUAUACUGUGUAAUAAAAGUUUGCACUAUGUUGCUGGUGAUGGGA